This is a messenger RNA of Eleginops maclovinus (Patagonian blennie), 1436 nucleotides long. RefSeq names its product protein phosphatase 1 regulatory subunit 37. The record is from RefSeq and is a predicted model, not a curated record. Bases 36 to 1436 code for a protein of 466 amino acids. Gene Ontology annotation, molecular function: protein binding. NCBI's taxonomy places the organism in Eukaryota, Metazoa, Chordata, Actinopteri, Perciformes, Eleginopidae. Gene Ontology annotation, biological process: cell migration; regulation of Arp2/3 complex-mediated actin nucleation. The transcript has 11 exons. Gene Ontology annotation, cellular component: lamellipodium; plasma membrane.
UCUGGACGCUUCAUGGUGGAGUCCCUAACACAGCGAUGACCCACUGCAGUGACAACGAUGAGCAGAAUGAUGCCGGAGCAGAGACAGUCAGCAGUAUCCAGAAGAAGAGGAGUAAAGGAGAGAAGCGUGUGUCCUUCCCCCCCGACGAACAGAUAGUGUCCAGCUUCGCUGAGCACAGGGACAGAGAGGCUGACGGCCGCUUCACCCUGAUGGAGGUGAUGGAGGCGUAUGAGCAGAGCUGCAGCAGACACCAGGUCCAGCCCAGAGAGCAGGUCCUGCAGCAGCUGCAGCAGGGGGUGUGUGUAGGUGGCGGUGUGAAAUGUCUGGAUCUCAAAGGUGAGCGAUUAGACCAGCGCUCCUGUGAAGCUCUGGAAGCCGUUCUGAAAUCGCUGCACUUUGAUUUCAUCAAUCUGCAGGCAGCCCAACUGGAAGAAAAUGGAGCAUCGGCCUUGCUGGAUAUGAUUUUGUACUAUGAAUCUACAACCCAUCUUGACAUUUCUGACAACAGCAGUAUGGGAACAUCGUGUUGGAGGGCCCUCGCUCAUUUGAUAAAGCAGAGUGUGCGUCUUUCCAGGCUGGAUGUGUGUAACGUGGCCGUGGUUGAUUACCCAGCUCGGUCUCUAUCUAAAGCCUUGCUGACCAGCCUGCUCACAGAGCUGCACCUCCACAACGCCCAGCUCAGCGGGGUGCCACUGUACACACUAGUGAGUGCUCUGAAGUCAAACCGGGCUCUGCAGGAGCUGCACCUCACCAGCAACCUGCUGAACAGCUACCAGGACGCGCUGCACCUGGGAGACCUGCUGCGCUACAACUCCACCUUGCACACCCUGGAGCUCAGCAGCAACGCCAUCGCAGAUGAUGGUCUGGAGGAGCUGUGUGAUGGUCUGAGGUGGCAGACAGCAGGUGUGAGGGUCCUCCUGCUGAGGAACAAUCAGAUCACUGUGAGAGGCAUGGUCCAUCUGGCCAAGGCUCUGCCCGUGCUGAGGGUCCUGCAGGUCCUGGAUCUGGGGGAGAACUUCCUGGGGAACGAGGGCAUGCAGGUGAUCAGGGAGCCUCUGAUGGUGAACUGCUCGCUGCUGCAACUCGGCCUGGCUCAGGCCAGCAUCACAUGUGAAGGGGCGGUGGCGCUGGCAGAGUUCCUCGCAGAGAGCCGUCAGAUCCAGAGGUUGGACCUCCGUCACAACCAGCUGAAGGUUGGAGGCCUGAUGGCCCUGUGUCUUUCCCUGAGGAUUAACCGCUCUCUUGCUUGUUUGGAUUUGGACCACACCCCCCCACAGGAGCAGGAUGAAUUUCUGAUGGAGACGCGGACAAGGCUUCAGUCGGAGAUCACCCAGCGCUGCCUGGCCAACGUCAGCAGCCCCCCCCUCACCACCGACGCCUCUGAUGCUCCACCUACUGAGGCCGCGGAACCAGCGGACAGCACAACCACAGCCUGA